CUGCAUCUGCCCCUUUCAUUCCUAGCUUUGUUUCUCAGCUAAGAAAGAAGUCUGAUUGUCAUAAGGAAGAUCCAAAGCCAUAUCAUUCCAAAAUGUCUGAUCAGGAAGAGUAUGAAGAAGAAGUUAUUGAGGAAACUGAAGAGACUGAAGAAGUAAUUGAGCCUGAGCCUGAGCCUGAACCAGAACCACCAAAACCUGCACCUCCUCCUCGAGUUACUCCAACUUCAAGAAUCCAAACGACUCAGAAUGCUAAAAGAAGUUGUAAGAUCUCAGCAUCACGCAAGCUCCAUCUCAAGAUUCUAAUGCUGGGCAAAGCCAAAGAAGACUUAGAACGAGAAAUAGCUGAACGAAAUAUAGAGAAGGAAAAAUUUCUUGCAGAACGUGUACCUCCACUCAACUUCAGUGGCCUUUCACUUACCGACUUGCAAAAUUUGUGCAAAGAACUUCACCAAAAAAUUGAGAUUGUUGAUGAAGAAAGGUAUGACUUUGAGUUUAAAGCUGGGAAGAACAACUAUGAGAUUCAUGAUCUUUCCUUGAAAAUUCUUGACCUGAGAGGGAAGUUUAAGCGACCCACUUUGCGUAGGGUCCGUGUUUCUGCUGAUGCUAUGUUGCGUGCCUUAUUGGGAUCUAAACAUAAAGUCUCUAUGGAUUUGAGAGCCAACUUGAAGUCAGUCAAAAAGGAUGAUACAGAAAAGGAGCGUAAUGUUGAGGUGAGUGACUGGCGUAAGAAUGUGGAAGCCAAGUCUGGCAUGGAGGGCAGAAAGAAGAUGUUUGAUGCUGCCACUACCCAGUGAAUAUUGCCAGGUAAUCCAGGUGGGCUAUUACCACUGCUUUGAAAAUAGAGAGUGAAUAUGUUUGCUGAGCGCUUUCAACUCUGCAAUGUUUAGCAUGCCACAUUCUUGCAUUAUAAAAUAUUUUAAUAAAUUGUUUAAUGUUUA
This is a messenger RNA of Chiloscyllium plagiosum (whitespotted bambooshark), 938 nucleotides long. Its product is annotated as troponin I, slow skeletal muscle-like. Gene Ontology annotation, biological process: cardiac muscle contraction; skeletal muscle contraction. Lineage: Eukaryota; Metazoa; Chordata; Chondrichthyes; Orectolobiformes; Hemiscylliidae. Gene Ontology annotation, cellular component: troponin complex. The record is from RefSeq and is a predicted model, not a curated record.